Molecule: messenger RNA, 1518 nt
Organism: Wyeomyia smithii (pitcher-plant mosquito)
Lineage: Eukaryota; Metazoa; Arthropoda; Insecta; Diptera; Culicidae
Product: eukaryotic initiation factor 4A-III
Exons: 3
Coding region: 148-1353 (401 amino acids)
Cellular component (GO): catalytic step 2 spliceosome; nucleolus
Molecular function (GO): RNA helicase activity; ATP binding; mRNA binding
Source: RefSeq, a predicted model, not a curated record
GGUUUCCCAUCCCUAAAAAGAAAACGCCAUCAUCAACGAACAGUGAAAGCACCUCGUUCAACUUCGCAAAAAAACGCGAUAAUUUUGGAAACUUAUAUAUAUUUAUUUACAGAAAUUACAAUUCGCGGUAGGUAAAGAAAACGUACAAUGUCCGGAGGAAGAAGAGUGCCGAUCAACGAGGAUCUAUCGAAUGUGGAGUUCGAAACCAGCGAAGAUGUCGAAGUGCUACCGACUUUCAACUCAAUGGGUCUUCGUGAGGAACUGCUGCGCGGUGUUUAUGCUUACGGUUUCGAAAAACCAUCGGCCAUUCAACAACGUAGCAUUCUACCAAUCGUUAAAGGACGCGAUGUAAUUGCUCAGGCCCAGUCUGGUACGGGUAAAACAGCGACAUUUUCUAUUGCUAUCCUGCAAUCAAUGGAUACGACCUUGCGCGAAACACAGGUUCUCUGUCUGUCACCCACACGUGAAUUGGCAGUCCAGAUUCAAAAGGUUAUAUUAGCAUUAGGAGAUUUUAUGAACGUACAAUGUCACGCGUGUAUCGGUGGAACAAAUCUUGGUGAGGACAUCCGCAAGCUAGACUACGGUCAACACGUAGUCAGUGGCACACCAGGACGAGUGUUCGAUAUGAUAAAGCGCCGAGUUCUACGAACAAGAUCUAUCAAAAUGCUCGUGUUAGACGAAGCGGACGAAAUGUUGAACAAAGGUUUUAAAGAACAAAUUUACGAUGUUUACCGGUACCUUCCCCCAGCUACUCAAGUGGUGCUUAUAUCUGCAACACUUCCUCAUGAAAUUCUAGAAAUGACCUCCAAAUUUAUGACGGAUCCUAUUCGAAUUUUAGUUAAACGUGAUGAACUGACAUUGGAAGGUAUCAAGCAGUUUUUCGUCGCAGUGGAACGAGAGGAAUGGAAAUUCGAUACAUUGUGCGAUUUGUAUGAUACAUUAACCAUCACCCAGGCGGUCAUCUUUUGCAACACCAAACGUAAGGUGGAUUGGUUAACGGAAAAAAUGCGCGAAGCCAAUUUUACAGUUAGCUCGAUGCACGGUGACAUGCCACAGAAGGAGAGAGAUGAGAUCAUGAAAGAGUUCCGCUCCGGACAAAGUCGUGUUCUCAUUACGACCGAUGUAUGGGCUCGCGGUAUCGACGUACAGCAGGUUUCGCUGGUUAUUAACUACGAUUUACCGAACAAUCGAGAAUUGUACAUUCACCGUAUCGGUCGUUCAGGUCGAUUCGGGCGCAAGGGUGUGGCGAUAAAUUUUGUCAAAAGUGACGACAUAAGAAUUCUACGAGACAUUGAACAAUAUUACUCGACGCAGAUUGACGAGAUGCCAAUGAACGUGGCAGAUUUGAUCUAAAGAUAAGCUUUUUCUAUUAUAUAUUCUCAUUCUUGAAAUAGUUCUAGAGGGUCAUAGUACCAUCAUUAUUUGAUUUUUUGGAGACAUUCAUGCACUUAUAAUCAAUAUAAUAGCUGUCACCAACAUGAAAAUACAAAGAAAAUAAAAACAAACAUACUUUCAAAA